This is a messenger RNA of Misgurnus anguillicaudatus (oriental weatherfish), 2658 nucleotides long. NCBI's taxonomy places the organism in Eukaryota, Metazoa, Chordata, Actinopteri, Cypriniformes, Cobitidae. The record is from RefSeq and is a predicted model, not a curated record.
AUGGUGCUUCUGGGUAAAACUGGAUCAGGAAGGAGUGCAACAGGAAACACAAUCCUGGGCAAACAUGCCUUCAAAAGUGAAGUCUCACCAAAUGGAGUCACCAAAACAUGUCAGAAAAAAGUGAUGGCAAACGCAAAUAAACACUUAGUUAUUGAUACUCCAGGAAUUUCUGAUAAAUCAAUGACUCAAGAACAGCUGAACUUUGAAAUGAUGAAAUGUAUCUACAUGUCUGCUCCUGGUCCUCAUGUGUUUCUAUUGGUGAUCAGAUUGGAUGUUAAAUUCACAGAGGAAGAAAUUAAUGCAGUAAAAUGGAUUCAGGAGAACUUUGGAGUAGAUGCUGCACAUUACACAGUCAUUCUGUUCACUCACGCUGAUCAGCUAAGCGAAUCAUUGGAAAAAUAUAUAACAAAGAAUUCUGAUUUACAGAUGUUGACGGAGACCUGUGGUGGCAGAUAUCACUCAUUUAACAAUAAUGAUAUGGAAAAUCACUCUCAGGUAACACAACUGCUGGAGAAGAUUGAGAAUAUGGUGAAAGAAAAUGAAGGAAAUCACUACACCAUUAAGAUGUACCAGGAGGUUCAAAAAAAGAUUUUGAGUAAGAUGUUCAUAUCAGAUUCAUCUGAUCUGAGGAUUGUUUUGCUGGGUAAAACUGGAUCAGGAAAGAGUGCAACAGGAAACACGAUACUGGGUCAGAAACAUUUUAAAGCCGUUCAGUCACCAGUGUCAGUGACUGAAUCCUGCCAGAGUCAAGAGAUGAUAAUGGAUGAAAUAAGGAUUUCAGUUAUCGACACUCCAGGACUCUUUGAUACAUCAGUGACAGAACAGAACCUGAAGUGUGAGAUUGGAAAGUGUGUCGAGUUGUCUGCUCCUGGUCCUCAUGUAUUUCUGCUGGUCAUCAGACUGGAUGUGAGAUUCACAGCAGAGGAAAAGAACACUGUGAAAUGGAUACAGGAUAACUUUGGAGAUGCCGCCGCACAGUACACAAUCAUUCUGUUCACUCAUGCUGAUGCACUAAAGAGUGAAUCUCUUGAUGAUUAUGUUAAUCAAUGUUCCUAUCUUCAGGAAUUAAGUGAUACCUGUGGUGGCAGGUAUCACUCAUUCAACAACAACACCAAUGACUAUGACAACAACAAAAGCAAGGGAAAAUCUGCUCAAGUCAUAGAACUUUUGUUAAAAAUUAAAAAUAUGGUUAGGGAGAAUGGAGGAGGGCAUUACACCAAUGAUAUGUACAAGGAGACUCAAUGGAAGAUAGGAGAAAGAAAGAUGUUCUGGUCAAUGAAACCCAUGUUUUUCCUGCUGGGAAAAAGUAGAUCAGGAAAAACUGCAACAUUAAAAAACAUUAAAAGACAAGAUUGUGAUUCAGCAUUAACAACCUGUGAGAAACACGAAGCAAAUGUGGAUCAAAAAAACUUUACAAUAAUUGACACUCCAGAACUGUUUGAUACAUCAGUAAUGAUGAAGUCAGAGAUUGAGAAGUUUGUUGGUGAGUCUUCUCCUUUGGUGUUCCUGCUUGUCAUCAGACUGAAUGACAAAUCUACUGAGAAGAACUCAGUGAAAUGGAUUCAGAAGAACUUUGGAGAAGAUGCUGUGAAAUACACCAUCAUUCUGUUCACUCAUGUUGACCAACUGGGAAGUAAAUCAUUAAAGGAACAUAUCGCAGAAAAUUUUGGUUUGCAAGUACUGGUUGACAGCUGUGGUGGCAGACAUCACUCACUUAACAAUGAGGACAAGGAGAAUCUCUCUCAAGUCACAGAACUGCUAGAGAAAAUUGAUCAAAUGGUGGAUGAGAACAGGGGUGAAUAUUACACCAAUGAGAUGUAUCAGGAGGCUCAAAGAAAGAUAACAGAUAGAAAGAAAUUUUGGUCUGUGAAACCCAGGAUUGUUCUGCUGGGAAAAAGUAAAUCAGGAAAAACUGCUACAAGAAAAAUCAUUCUUAGACAAGAGUGUGAGUCACCAAAUUUAGUUACCAAGUCCUGUGAGGAACAUGAAGCAAAUGUGGAUGAAAAGAACAUCACAAUAAUUGACACUCCAGACCUUUUUAAUGCAUCAGAAAAGAAGAUAAAGUCUGAGAUUGGAAGGUUUGUUCGCAUGUCUUUUUCUGGUCCUAUUGUGUUUCUUCUAGUCAUCAGAUUGGAUGACAUAUACACAGAUGAAAACACAGUGAAAUGGAUUCAGGAGAACAUUGGAGAUGGUGCGGAAAAAUACACCAUCAUUCUGUUCACUCAUGUAGAUCAGCUGAGGGGUAAAGCAUUAGACGAACAUAUCACAGAAAAAUGUCCAGAGUUAUUGUUUAACAGCUGUGGAGGCAGAUAUCAUUCAUUCAGCAUUCAGGAGAGAGAAAAUCAAUAUCAGGUCUCAGAGCUGCUGGAAAAGAUAGAAAAUAUGGCUGAGAGCAAUAAAUGGAAAUACUACACAAAUGAAAGGUUUGAAGAAAUUGUAAAAUUUAAGAAAGCACUUAAAAAAUGUAAAGAUGGAGCACAACAAGUUGCAGGAACAGCACUUAUGGCAACAGGAGGCUUUAUUCUGGGAGUAACAGGCCUUGCAGCAGGGUUGGCCUUAUCACCAAUUGCAAUUAUCAGUGGAGGUUUAGUUGUAGCUGGAGCUGCAGCAACUGGAGAAUUUACUGACAAAGAAAAAGAAGAACAGGAGACAAUGUAA